AAAGUGGAUAAAACCGUAAAAGUCAAAACCUUUGAAAAGUCUUUAGGAGAAAGCUUGUAAAAUUAGCUUACCUCUCAAUCCAUGGUUGCAUUAUAUAAACAAAUCACAGCUCUUAGAUUUCUAAUCAAUCACACCUAGUAUUUUCUAAAGUGAAGAUGUAUGUUACAAGGCGUCUCUCAGAGUACCAGAGAAACCCAUUGGAGUUGGAGCGGCCACCACCUGAUGGUCCAAACUCUGGAGUACUGGUGAUUCAAGACGAAGCGUCAAAACCUACAGCUUGCUUUGGUUUGUGCUAUCAUAACGAACCCAAAGGCUUGCCGUUCCCACAGAACGUAAAUCUGACUGUGGAUUCAAGUUCUUAUGACUCGGUCUUAUUCAUACCCGCUCUCGAUCAGCCUUUAUCUUCGAAUCGUUAUUACUCCAUAAAAAGACGUGGGAAGCAUUCAGGGAAAGCAUUAGCUAGUGCCAAAGAAGAAGACAGAGUCCCCUGUUUCUUUUGCUUCAGUUUUCUUCCUGAAGCUAAGCCACAAGAAGCAGAUCCGUAUGACAUAUAUCACCAGUUUGAGAUCCAUCAACAAAAAUCAUGCUCUAGUAGAUUCUUUGCAACCUCCAGUGCUCCUAAUGGGAAACCACCGGAGUUCCUUCAGAGAAAGUAUUGGACUGUUCAGUACUCGAAUUCCCAAGACUUUGGUUUGACAGAUGAUGCAAAGGGGAUUAACACUACGCUUCGUUCCGCGCUUCCCAGCGAUGUGAACACAAGUGUUGUGGUAGGAAAAUGGUAUGUUCCUUUCAUAUUCGUGAAAGACAGAAAAGCAAAGGAUCAGAUUAAGAGCUCAACUUAUUACAGCAUGAGUCUUAAACAAAAAUGGGAAGAGGUUUACUCAUGUGAAAACGUUAAUUCCAACGAAGAAGAACGAGAGGUCGUAGUUGAUUUUGAAGUAGAAUCAGAAGUGAUGAAGCUUGAAGGGCAAGCGAUUGAGAAAACAACAAAAAGUGUGGAUAGAAAUGGCGUUGUGUGGUAUGGGAUUGCAGACAAAAAGAUAGGUCUGAAAGCGAUGGUCAUGGAGAGGAUGAAAUGGGAGGAGGAAAGAUUCGGAUGGUCGAAAAAAAGCAAUGAGCUAAGGUCUAGUAUUAAGAUAUCUGAGAGAUUUGAAGGCGGAUCAUCACAGUGGAAGAGUUAUAAAUGUUAUGUAUUGGUAGAGAGCUUUGAAUUGAAGAGAACUGAUGGGAGUUUGGUGUUGAUGUAUGAGUUUACACAUGCUGAUAAGUUGAAGAGCAAGUGGGCUUGAGACAUGCUGAUUAUAACUUAUGGUCUGGUGUGGAGUUGUCAUUUAGAGAAAGUUCUGUGCAAGUUCAUGUGUAAUAAUUUGGAGCUAUCAUACAUAAUACAUUCAUGCAAGUCUUCUUUAAUAAAUUUAUUAAUUGUUUGA
This is a messenger RNA of Camelina sativa (false flax), 1430 nucleotides long. RefSeq lists its product as uncharacterized. Lineage: Eukaryota; Viridiplantae; Streptophyta; Magnoliopsida; Brassicales; Brassicaceae. The record is from RefSeq and is a predicted model, not a curated record.